Bubalus bubalis (water buffalo) is the source of this 4573-nucleotide messenger RNA. It is a transcript of the gene CILP2, whose product is annotated as cartilage intermediate layer protein 2. The transcript has 8 exons. The coding region runs from base 525 to 3998 and encodes 1157 amino acids. NCBI's taxonomy places the organism in Eukaryota, Metazoa, Chordata, Mammalia, Artiodactyla, Bovidae. The record is from RefSeq and is a predicted model, not a curated record.
GAGGGAUGGAGGGCAGACGCACAUGGGACUUCCUGCUGGCCUCCGAGAAAACCGGAGCCAGAAGAGUGGCGGGUGGAUUCCGGGUGGGAUUGAUUACCAGCCUGCUCGGGACGACCUAAAGCCAACAGAUUCGAAGUGAGACCCGGGGGAGGAUUUCUAGCCGCCUAAAGGGCUGCCUAAAGCCUGAAUGUCCGGACGGCUUCAGGCUCUGUUCCAGGAGGCACUUCCCGACGUGGAGAAGGGAGGGUGGGCUCAGGAAGGGACUUCCAGUCGGCGACGAAGGGACGCAGGCCAGCCCGAGGGCGGAGGUACAGCCGGAUGCACCGAGGGGGUCGCCCCAGAGGGGUGGUCACCCAAGUCACCUCGGGCCCGGGAGUUGCCCAGACGGGGCGUGGCCUGCAUGGGGCGUGGCCUGCGGCCGCGUCCCUCCCCCAUCCUCAGCCCCAGCGGCCGCCAGACCCGCGGGAGUCCGACCCGAGUGCGCAGCGGAGCUGGGACCCUCCCUCCGACCUUCGGACCUGGCCAUGGCGUCACUGCCGACACUGCUCUGCCUCUGUGUUGCCGCCGCACACCUGGCGGGGGCCCGAGGUACUCCGGACGCCGAGGAGCCCACGGUGACCGCGUGGGGCCUUGAAGGUUCAUCGUUGCGCCCUGGCCAGCCCUCGCCAGCCCUGGAGGACUGGGAAGAGGCCAGCGAGUGGACGUCCUGGUUCAACGUCGACCACCCGGGCGGCGACGGUGACUUCGAGAGCCUGGCCGCGAUCCGCUUCUAUUACGGGCCGGCACGCGUGUGCCCAAGGCCGCUGGCGCUGGAGGCGCGCACCACAGACUGGGCGCUGCCUUCGGAUGUCGGCGAGCGCGUACACCUGAACCCCACGCGCGGUUUCUGGUGCCUCAACCGCGAGCAGCCCCGAGGCCGCAGAUGCUCCAAUUACCACGUGCGCUUCCGCUGCCCGCUCGAGGCCACGUGGGGUUCGUGGGGCCCUUGGGGUCCCUGUUCGGGGAGCUGCGGGCCAGGCCGUCGCUUGCGCCGCCGCCGCUGCUCAAGCCCCGCGGGGGAUGCGUGUCCCGGGCGUCCCUCGGAGGCGCAGAAGUGUGUGAGGCCUCGGUGUCCAGGGUGUGGCCCCAACACCUGUGGGUGCCCCGACCACAUUCUUCUGGGCUCGGUGGUCACCCCAUCUGGGCGUCCACUGCCAGGAGCCAGGGUCUCCUUGAGAGACUGGCCUGGCACCAUAGCCACUAGUGAUGCCCAUGGAACCUUCCGGAUGCCUGGAGUCUGUGCCAGCAGCCGAGCCAACGUCAGUGCCCAAAUGGACGGCUUUUCAGCAGGCAUGGCCCAGACCCAGGCCAACAGCUCCAUGUCAGCAGUGGCCACUGUUGUCCUUAAAAAGUUGGAGAAGCCCUACCUGGUGAAGCAACCCGAGUCUCGAGUUCGAGAGGCUGGCCAGAAUGUGACCUUCUGCUGCAAAGCCUCAGGCACCCCCAUGCCCAAGAAAUACUCCUGGUUCCACAACGGGACGCUGCUGGACAGGCGGACACACAGGUAUGGGGCCCACCUGGAGCUGCAUGGGCUCCGCCCAGACCAAGCAGGCACCUAUCACUGCAAAGCGUGGAAUGACGCGGGGGCCGUGCGAUCGGGCACUGCCCGACUCACCGUACUUGCCCCGGGCCAGCCAGCCUGUGACCCCCGGCCCCGAGAACACCUGAUCAAGCUUCCAGAUGACUGUGGUCAGCCAGGCAGAGGGCCCACCUACCUGGACGUAGGCCUUUGCCCUGACACCCUCUGCCCCAGCCCUGCAGGCUCCAGGCCCCGGUGUGGGGACGCAGGCUCCCGCUGCUGCUCCGUGCGCCGCCUGGAGAGCAGGAAGAUCCACUGCUCUGGCUACACCCUCCCAGUCAAGAUCGUGGCUGAGUGUGGCUGUCAGAAAUGUCUGCCCCUUCGGGGGCUGAUCCGGGGACGCGUGAUGGCCGCUGACUCUAGGGAGCCCUUGCGCUUUGCUCGCAUCCUGCUGGGCCGGGAGCCCAUUGGCUUCACGUCCUACCAGGGUGACUUCACCCUCGAGGUGGCGCCUUCCACUCAGCGGCUGGUGAUGACCUUUGUGGACCCCAGUGGCCAGUUCGUGGACACUGUCAGGGUCCUGCCUUUUGACCCUCGAGGUGCUGGCGUGUACCAUGAGGUCAAGGCCAUGCGAAAGAAAGCCCCCAUCAUUUUAGACGCCCGCCAGAGCAACACCAUAUCCCUCGGGGAAAUGGGAGAGGAGGCCCCCUUAGGAGAGCUGAUCAUCCCGCCCGGGGCCUUCCGCAGAGCUGACGGUCAACCCUACAUGGGGGCUGUGGAGGCCCAGGUGACCUUCGUGGACCCCCGAAAUCUCACUUCGGCAGCCGCCGCGCCCAGCGACCUGCGGUUCGUGGACGGGGACGGGGAGCUGGCCCCGCUGCGCACGUACGGCAUGUUCUCGGUGGACCUUCGGGCCGCCGGCUCCGCCGAGCAGCUGCAGACGGGGCUGGUGGCUGUGCGCGUGGCCGCUGACCAGAUCCGGAUGCCGGGCCACGUGGAGGCCCUGAAGCUGUGGUCGCUGAACCCUGACACGGGCCUGUGGGAAGAAGAAAGCGGCUUCCAGCGCGAGAGACCGGCAUCCCAGCGGGCCCGCCGGGAGGAGCGGGUCUUCCUGGUGGGCAACGUGGAGAUCCGCGAGCGCCGUCUGUUCAACCUGGACGUGCCCGAGCGCCGCCGCUGCUUCGUGAAGGUGCGCGCCUAUGCCAACGACAAGUUCACCCCCAGCGAGCAGGUGGAGGGCGUGGUGGUCACGCUGGUCAAUCUGGAGCCCGCCCCCGGCUUCUCUGCCAACCCUCGCGCCUGGGGCCGCUUCGACAGCGCGGUCACCGGCCCGAACGGCGCCUGCCUCCCCGCCUUCUGCGACGCCGACCAGCCCGACGCCUACACCGCCGUGGUCACGGCCACCCUGGGCGGGGAGGAGCUGGAGCCCGCGCCCUCGCGGCCGCGCCCGCUCCCGGCCACCGUUGGCGUGGCGCAGCCCUACCUGGACCGGCUGGCCUACCGCCGCACGGACCAUGACGACCCUGCCCUCAAGCGCAGUGGCUUCCGCAUCAACCUCGCCAAGCCCAGGCCCGGCGAACCCACCGAGGCCAACGGCCCCGUGUACCCGUGGCGCAGCCUGCGGGAGUGCCAGGAGGCCCCGGUGACCGCCAGUCACUUCCGCUUCGCUCGUGUGGAGGCGGACAAAUACGAGUACAACGUGGUCCCCUUCCGCGAGGGCGCGCCAGCCUCCUGGACCGGAGAUCUCCUGGCCUGGUGGCCCAACCCGCAGGAGUUCCGGGCCUGCUUCCUCAAGGUGAAGAUCCAAGGACCCCAGGAGUACAUGGUCCGCUCCCACAAUUUGGGAGGCAGCCAUCCCCGGACCCAGGGCCAGCUCUACGGGCUGCGGGAUUCCCGGAGUGUCCGGGACCCCCAGAGCCCUAGCUCCUCUGCCGCCUGUGUGGAAUUCAAGUGCAGCGGGAUGCUGUUUGACCAGCGUCAGGUGGACAGGACGCUGGUGACCAUCAUGCCGCAAGGCAGCUGCCGGCGUGUGGCGGUCAACGGGCUCCUGCAGGAUUACCUGACACGGCAUCCCCCACCCGCGCCCGCUGAUGACCUGGCUUCCUUCUCCAUGCUGGCCCCGCUGGACCCUCUGGGUCACAACUAUGGUGUCUACACGGUCACCGACCAGAGCCCAAGGCUGGCCAAGGAGAUCGCCAUUGGCCGCUGCUUCGACGGCUCCUCCGAUGGCUUCUCCAGGGAGAUGAAGGCUGACGCGGGCACAGCCGUCACCUUCCAGUGCCGGGAGCCAACUGCGGGCCGGCCCAGCCUCUUCCAGAGGCUGCUGGAGUCCCCAUCGGCGGCUCUUGGGGACAUCCGCAGGGAGAUGGGCGAGGUGGCGCGCGUACAGGCCCGAGCCUCGAGUCCACUCCGCACCCGCCGAGGCAGGGCCCAGCAGUGACCUGGCCCCCAGCCUCGUCCCUCUGCCCUGCUCCCGAUCCCCCUGUCUUUGGGAAGCCAAGCCCCCUUCUCCAGAGGCUCGCUGUCUCUGAAGGUUUCUGGGCCCCCCUCCCCUGCCCAGGAUUCAGAGUCAGGUCCGAUGGUGGAGAAUCCCAGCAGGUAAUUGUUACUGUGUGACGUGAAAUGGAGUUAGUUUGUCCUGAUUGUGGGAGCCAGUGUUGUGGGGUGACCGUGGGGGCAUGGUGACCUACUGGGGCCCAAAGGGGAUCAUUCCCAGCUUGCAUACCAGCUCUGAUUUCAUGUGUAUUCAGAUAAUCCGCAUCUUCAGAUUUCUGUGCUGAGCUGGAUGCUCUGUUGGGUCCCCUACCCUGAGCUUUGUUCUUGGGGUUAUUUAUUGGAACAAAGCCUGCAAGACUGUCCACAGGUGUGAGUGGGGAGGGGUCUGGAGGUGGCGCAUUGAGGGUCUGGGGAAGAGGCUUCUUGGCUCUGGGGCUGGGGGGCCCAGUUCUCACAUGUUUGGUGCUUGGAGAUUCUCUAGGGGGUUGAGGCAGGGAUUCAAUUAAAGAUGCUUCAUUU